Messenger RNA from Ceutorhynchus assimilis (cabbage seed weevil), 664 nucleotides. The record is from the annotation of a GenBank genome assembly. NCBI's taxonomy places the organism in Eukaryota, Metazoa, Arthropoda, Insecta, Coleoptera, Curculionidae.
GGGUAGGGUAAAGUCCAAUGUUCAAAUUUCGAAUUCUGUUUUCAACUUAUUUUAUUUAAGAUUUUUAUUGUUUUGGAAUCAUUUGGAAUUAUAUUUUGAAAAGAAAAAUUAAUUUAAUUCUUCUUGUAGUGUCUGGUAGUGAGAAGGCAAAGAAACACUGAAGCACUGAAGCACUGAAGCACGCAGCACCUAUAGGCUAUAGAAGUAAGAUAGUCCAAAAAGUCUUGUUGAUGGAAUGCCCUGUAUGAGUAUUAUUAUAGGUACCUAUUUGUUUAAAACAAAAUGUCCCAAAGAAGCCGUGUUGUAACUUUGUACAAGAAUCUCUUACAUCUAGGCAAAGAAUGGCCCAAAGGCUACGAUUUUUUUCGAAGCAGGCUACAUAAUGCUUUUUUGAAAAAUAAAGAUGAGUCUAGUCCGGAAAACAUUGAAAAAAUGAUAAAACAUGGAGAAUUUGUAGCUAAGGAAAUUGAGACGCUUUAUAUGUUGAAGAAAUAUCGGACACUUAAAAGACGAUACUAUGAUGAACAAGUUGCUCGGAAAAAUUAAAAGAUUGUACAUAGUAUACCUACAUUUUAGAUUAUUAUAUUUCAUAUUGUUUUAGUUUUAUUAUGCAAAUAAAUUAUUCCUACUAGGUACUUAUAAUAGGUUCUAGAUUUAAAAAGAA